GACAGGUGACUUUGGAAGACUGUGAAAAAAACAAACUGAUCGCAGCGUAGCCGCCAUCUUCCUCCUGCUGUCGGCCUCAGAGUGUGGAGUGGAAGUAAUACGGAGACGAGGUGAGGGGGAGGCGUACAGGUCGGCUGUACGCUGUGAGCCAGUCCGCGAUCGUUCACACGGCGCUUCCUCCCGCUGAGCGAACAGACGGGACGCGGAUGCGGUUUGAGGUUUUCCUCCUCGGAGCUAAGCUAAAGGGUAGCCGGGCCAGCUAGCAUCCGUGUGACCGAGCAGUGAUAAUCAGAGGCGGGCUGAGGCUACACCUCCGCCCGGCUCUCUGCGGGGAGGUGAGUUUGAUCCAGGGUCACAGCACGGCUGAGGAUUCGUGGAGAAUGGUGCAGGGGUAGAAGGUGAACUGUGCUUCAUGGCCGGAGGUUCGCUGAUGGAGUUAAUCCAGAUCAAUCUUCUGAUUGAUAACCUGUCAGUUCGUCGAUAAACCGAUUUCUGCAGCAUAAACCUUUACAGCACCGCUCCAACCCGGCGAGCAGCCUGUACUGGUCCUCAGGUCCGGAUCUCCUGACAGCGCACCAUGUCUCAGGGCCUGCCCAGCUCCUGGGACCCUCUUCCCGAGUGCUCUCACGGGGCGUCCCGGUGAACGGACCGCAACCGCUGCUUGGACUAGGACAUGGUUCCGGUGCCCGGAGUCCUGUUGUCAGAGGGGGCGUAAUCCCGGAUUAGGAUUGAAACUAGGAUUUAUCUGAGCAGCACCAUGGGAUCCGCCACCAGGCUGGCCUUCAGCGUCCUCCUAAUCACCUGCUCCUCAGGUGCAAUCCUGGGCCACACUCAGACUCAGACCUGUGUGCUGUACAGCUACAGCUCCUCCUCCUCCUCCUCAGUGGAGGGCCGAGGGAACAUCAGCGGCGUGGAGAUCUGCUCCGGGCAGAAGGAUAAGCGGCAGCACUGCUUCGCCACCUGGAGGAACACCUCUGGUCAGGUGACCGUGGUCAAACAGGGCUGCUGGCUUGACGACCCUAGCUGCUAUGACAGGUGGGAGUGUGUCGAGAGGAAGGAGUCCCCUGACGUCUUUUUCUGCUGCUGUGAGGGAAGUCUGUGCAACCAGAAGUUCUUCUACCUGCCCAACAGCAACCACACGCCGCCGCUGCCCCCGACAAAUAUCCCACUCACACUGCGACCCCCGGUGGUCACCGCGCUGAUGUAUUCGCUGCUCCCCAUCAUGGCCGUUGCCACCAUCGUCCUGCUGUCCUUUUGGAUGUACCGACACCACAAACUGGCCUACCCACCUGUGCUGGUGCCCACACAGCACGCCUUUCACAUCAUGGUCGAGGAGACCGGCCCCCUGCCCCCCUCCCCUGUCCUGGGACAGAAGCCUCUGCAGUUGCUGGAGCUGAAAGCCAGGGGGCGCUUUGGCUGCGUGUGGAAGGCUCAGCUGCUCAGUGAACACGUCGCCGUCAAGAUCUUCCCUGGCCAGGAGCGUCAGUCUUGGCAGAACGAGUUUGAGAUCUUUAGCCUGAGCGGGAUGAGACACGAGAACCUGCUGCAGUUCCUCGGCGCUGAGAAGAGAGGCAGCGAGCUGGAAACGGAGCUGUGGCUUGUCACCGCCUACCAUCACAAGGGUUCCUUGACUGACCACCUUAAAGCCAACGUUCUCUCCUGGUCUGAACUGUGUCAGAUCGCUCAGUCUAUGUCCCGAGGCCUGGCCUACCUGCACGAAGACAUACCUGCAUACAAACCCGCCAUCGCACACAGGGACUUCAAGAGUAAGAAUGUCCUGCUUAAGUCCGACCUGACUGCCUGCAUCGCCGACUUUGGCCUCGCUCUCAGGUUUGAGGCGGGAAAGUCUCCAGGUGACGCUCAUGGACAGGUGGGGACCAGGAGGUACAUGGCCCCAGAGGUCCUGGAGGGCGCCAUCAACUUCCAGAGAGACUCCUUCCUGAGGAUCGACAUGUACGCUGUGGGGCUGGUGCUGUGGGAGCUCGCAUCACGCUGCAAAGCUGCUGAUGGUCCAGUAGAUGAGUACCUGCUGCCCUAUGAGGAGGAGGCGGGUCAGCAUCCGUCUCUGGAGGACAUGCAGGAGGUGGUCGUCUACAAGAAGCUCAGGCCCACAAUCAGAGAGUGCUGGCAGAAGCACGCCCAGGGUCUGGCUCUCCUCUGUGAGACGAUGGAGGAGUGCUGGGAUCAUGAGGCGGAGGCGCGGCUUUCAGCGGGCUGCGUGGAGGAGCGCGUCGUGCAGAUGCAGCAGCAGCAGUCGAGCGUCACAGCCCACGAGGAGAUUGUCACGGUCGUCACCAUGGUGACCAACGUGGACUACCCGCCCAAAGAGUCAAGCUUAUGAUCAAUCAGAGCAGGGCGGGGAUGCCAAAAUAAAAGACUUCAUGUAGGAUGGAGAGUACAGAUGUCAGAAUAAAAGAACAAAGCCUGUGACUGCUACAGGUGUACAGGCUCGUGCAGGUAAGCACAGCUGAUUGGGUCAUCAGCAGGAAGUCUGAUCAGGAACAGAGACAAACUUUAUCUCUUUUUUCACCUCCUGGAGCUGACAAUCGCAUCUGCCAUGAACCUUUUCACCUCCGAUGACCUAGUCUCUCAGUCCUCGCCGCCAAGAGGUCGGUCUGACCUUCAGGUUCGUCUCGGGUCAAACUCAGUUCUAGUAAAGCUGCUACAUGUGGCCUCAUUGAGUCAGAGUCAGGUGAGGACAUCAGGAAACAAUCAUGUGAUCAGAUGUAUUGAUUAUCGGAGAAUUAAAAACAUCAAUCGGUUUUACAGGAACACAAA
Molecule: messenger RNA, 2778 nt
Organism: Neolamprologus brichardi
Lineage: Eukaryota; Metazoa; Chordata; Actinopteri; Cichliformes; Cichlidae
Gene: acvr2aa
Product: activin A receptor type 2Aa
Biological process (GO): cellular response to growth factor stimulus; activin receptor signaling pathway; protein phosphorylation
Cellular component (GO): plasma membrane; activin receptor complex
Molecular function (GO): metal ion binding; activin binding; ATP binding
Source: RefSeq, a predicted model, not a curated record